AUGGCUUUGGAUGAUUGUAAUGACCCUUGGAUGUGCAGAGUUUUUCCUACCAGUUUGAUAGGAGCAGCACUAGAGUGGUUCAGGAAUAGACCGCAUAAAUCCAUCCCGGAUUACGUGACUCUAUGCACCAUGUUCCUGGCACAGUAUUGCGGAUAUAAGAAGCAAAAGAAGAGCAUUGCCAGCCUCUUCACCGUAAGGCAAAAAAGGGGAGAAACAUUGCAGGAUUUCUUAUCAAGAUUCAACAUGGAAGCCUCAGAAAUAGUGGAUUGUCAUCCCGUAACUGCUAUAGAGACAUUUAAACUCGCGAUGAUUCAGGGGACGAAGUUCUACACUUCUUUAGUCAAGUAUUCUCCUCCCAACAUGCAGACUUUCAAUGCUAGGGCCCAAAUCUACAUUCGGCUUGAGGAAAAUUUAGCCCACCGAGUGCAGCACGCCACCCUCGUGACAGUGGAAAACAAGCCUCGAGAAAGAGUUCCAAUUCUAAAGAUUCAAAAAAGCCAACGUUCCUCAAUGCCGAUCACCCAGGCACCUGAAAAAAGGCAAAGGGUAGAGGAAGGAUUUACACCUCUCCGAACUACCUUGGCUCGGCUCUUCCAAGAGAAUAAGAUGAAGUUCAUAACUCCGCAGCCAAUAAAGCAACCCCUGGAGCAAAGGGACAAAAGCAAGCAUUGCGCUUAUCAUCGAGAUUAUGGGCAUUCAACCAAUGAUUGUAGAUCCCUCAGGUGA
Messenger RNA from Cornus florida, 726 nucleotides. RefSeq lists its product as uncharacterized. The record is from RefSeq and is a predicted model, not a curated record. NCBI's taxonomy places the organism in Eukaryota, Viridiplantae, Streptophyta, Magnoliopsida, Cornales, Cornaceae. The transcript has a single exon. Bases 1 to 726 code for a protein of 241 amino acids.